This is a messenger RNA of Linnemannia hyalina, 3129 nucleotides long. NCBI's taxonomy places the organism in Eukaryota, Fungi, Mortierellomycota, Mortierellomycetes, Mortierellales, Mortierellaceae. The record is from the annotation of a GenBank genome assembly.
AUGAAGAAGAAAGGUGGAACGACCAAAGCAAAGGACAAGGACAAGGCCAAGACGACCUCGACGCCAAAGGCCGAUGCGACAUCUGUCAUUCCAAAAACCGGCGACAAGAGACAAUUGCCAUUAGACUUUAGUCGCCAUGUCGUCGUGGCCAAAAAGACUUCUCCUUCGUCUGAGGACGCCACCAAAACAGGCGAGGAUUUGGAUCAGUGGAGACCACCCCCUUUGUCUGAGCUGGACCCACCUGUUAUCCGAGUCAACCUGACUUCUUCAGUACAUAGUGUCUCAAGCACUGGAACCAGUAACAGAUUCUCGACAGAGACACUGAGCAAGGAGGAAGGGGACCCUGGAGAGGGUACUACCGGUGUGCUUGGCGAAGAGGAUCAAGACCUUCCUGGCUAUUUGGACGAGGGCGACGAUGACGAUGCAUUGGUUCGGUCGAGCUCUGGACGGCGCCUCUGUGAUGCUGGCGAAGACGACAUUAAUGGCGAUUUUGAGGCUGCAGGGGAGGAGGGGGAGGUCGACGAGGCGGUAGUGAAAAAGGAGGAGACGCCGCUCGAUCCCAGUGGACAGAUACGAAUCAAGACCGAGCCGGACGACCUAGAUCAAAAGGAGCUCGACAUGCUUCUGCCUCCAAGGUUCCGCUGGAAGACUGUCUAUGUGGCAGCAUUUGAACUGGCACUUGAUACGGUCCUACCUGACGAGGCAUUUCUUUUCACGGACGAGGAGCACACCUUGUUUGAGACGUACAGAGCUCUUCCAGACGACCCGAAGCAUCUAUUUGUUCGCCUCUUUCUACGCAACCAAAAGUAUUGGUUUCGCCAGUCCAAGCUUGAAGGACACUAUCGGGAGAUUGACGAUCUGGAGUUUUCGAUACGGCAAUUAAUCACAACUGGGUUAUUGAUGGAUCAGGAGUCGGUGACGGUACCUGCGGAGGUGCUUGGGAUCUUGGCCAUGGAUGAGCUCAAGAUUCUGUCUCGUCGUGUCGGCAUCAAAGAAAAGCUAUCAGGGAAGCCGAGAAGCGCACUUGUAUCGACUAUUCUGGACCACUUUCGACAGCAGUCGUUCAUUUCAAAGAGGCUACUUUUGGCGCCAGGGGGAACGAAUGAUGGCGACGGCGAAGCUCGUUUAACAGGACUGACCACACAUACUUUCUCAGGCGACGCCACCAAGCGGGAUCGUGCGCUCAUUGACAAGGUGAUUGAUAUCUCUGGCCCUUGUGUCAAAAUAUACCCCAACAUCAUCAAGGUGUUUGAACGACUGCACUUGGUUUUCUAUCGCGCCAGAGAGUACAACGAGAAACCCGCACUGUUGGAAGCGAUCCUUGCCAAGAUCGGACAGCGUACUUUCCCGACCUACGAGAUCACACGGACCAGCACUGUGUUCAAGGACAGGGACGAGCUGUUGAAGUACGAGACCGCCAUUCGGCUACACUUUGAGCUGUCGAAGCUGACCGAGUCUGCCAUGGGGCCGGGGCGGGACGCCACUGUCUAUGUGCGAGAGGGUGACCGCGAUAGUGAGAAUCAAGGGAAGAAUGGCCCUCGACGCGCCAAUAGCGCCAAGGUGCCCCAGAAGAGCUCAAGCAACGGCUCCGCGGACAGUCGGUCAGGGGAUGGGGAAUUGGACCCGGAGCAGGAGCGGAGGCGGUUAGAAGUGAUUGGGAUCUACGAGAAAGUGAUUGAGGAGGCCGAGAACAUCAGGGAGGCGUGGAGGCACUAUGUCGCGACUGAGACGAGGCUUUCCACAGAGAACCCGAACUACUUUAUGCUGAGAUUCUCGCCAGGUUGGGUGUACACUCAGAUCUUACGACUUGAGCUGCGGGCGUUUGCGUUUUUGAAGCGGUUUGAGGAAGAGUCGAUCUUACUUCAUGAGCUCCUUGACCAGCACGUUUACUCACUCGGUCAACGAGGCGGCUGGUAUGAACGACUGGCCUUGAUCAAGUCCAACUACUCGUUCCACAAGCGACUGGGCAAGCAGGAGGCACUGCAAAUAUGCAUGAUGGCACUCAGGGACAAGCAUGUGCACGCAGUGGAUGCAACGUUGAUCCAGGCUCGGAUAGGCCGUCUGGAAUCCGAACUUAAAGUUGCGUUUCGAGAGCGACACGACUUUUCAUAUCUGACCCUCCGGAAAGCUCAAAAGCGGAUAUUGACUGGCGAGCGACUGAAUGCCCCAGGGAUGGCUGCGCCUUCCUACACGUCUUCUCACUCGUACUCGUUUGUGCCCAACUCUAUGGGCUCAUCUCGCCCCAUCGCGAACCAACGACCUCUCUGGCGGAAUAUUGAUGGCUCGGACUGCAACGUCGAGGAGUUGGCGCUAAGCUACUAUGGGACGUUGGGCUACAAAGGAUAUCACUCUGAGAACAGUCUGCUGGCCACACUGUUUGGGCUUUUGUUCUGGGAUAUCCUGUUCUCGCCGCAACCAGGGGUGUUUGAGACUCUUUACCAGACUGAGCCGCUGGAUCUUAGGACAGAUGCCUUCUUCCUUCAGAGGCAGGAUAUGAUUCUCGAUCGGAUCGCUAGGAUUGCGGGUCCGACCAUUAUUGAGAAGGACCAGUCAACAGUAUCAGAACCGCCACUACCACCAACAUUACUACAACAGCCCGCCAUAACGCGGAGUAGAGUCAAGUCGGAGGAGCUAGAAGAAGAUGAUGAUGAGGACGAUGAGGAGGAAGAGCCACUAUUCAGUCGCCGGCGGAAACCAAAGCCAAUACUCCAGGAAGUUAACGAAGAGUUGCUGGGAAACAUGUUGUUUGAAGAUGAGCUCUUGCAGGAACAGAAAGAGGACGAGAACUCUGAGGAGCGACGGGCAGAGCGAAUGUACAAAGAGUUUUUGGCACGGAAGCGGAAAGAGAGUUAUUACCUGGACUUGAUUCAGACGCACGAUGAUCUCUACCGCGACAAGAAGGUCUAUUGUGUCGGUGUCAAUUGGACGUUUACCAAGGAGGAGCUUCUCGAGGUGGCAGAGAAACUCGUCAAGUUUGUCGAAGUCAAGGGUCCAGGGGACAGGCUUUCGUCGAAGCAGCAAGUCUGGAUUGACCUGUUGACAUCAUUACAUGUCGAUAUUGAACUGUGCAUUGUUCAGGUCUCCAAGGCCGAGGAUGCGUUCCUUGAAGAGCGCAAGAAUGUUAAUUAA